AUGCAUAAUGAAGGCAUUCUGGAGAAGGUGGACUUCUGGAAGCCUGGUAGUCAUGACCUUGUGACCAUUGGCUUGACUGUUGACAUUCACGUUCCUGCAGCCCAGCUUGACAUGGUCUUUACCAUUUUACAGCAAAGUGGCACGGAAGUUAAGUAUUUGAUUAUACACACAGGAUUCAUUAGAUUUUCCAUCGCACUUGUAUCUUAUGAUUCAAAAUUAAUGAUGUGGAGAAAGACCCAGUCCAGGAACAGUGUUAACAGCUGUAUUGGUACUGACCCCAACAGAAACUUUGAUGCUGGAUGGUGCACAACUGGAGCUACAAACAACCCUUGCAGUGAAACCUACUGUGGAAGCAGCGUAGAAUCUGAGAUUGAGUCCAAGAAUUUGGCCAACUUAAUCUGCUCCAACAAGUCCAUCAUCAAGUCCUACCUGACUAUCCACUCAUAUUCCCAGCUGCUCCUUUUCCCCUAUUCCUACAAAAAUGAUCUGGCUGCUCAUCACAGCUGUGUGUCUCAGGGAGCUAUUGCAGCUCUGCAUUCCCUUUAUGGAACCAGACACACUAGCGGCCCUGGCGCUGUGACCAUCUACCCUGCUGCUGGUGGCUCUGGCGACUGGGCUUAUGACCUGGGUGUGAAGUACUCCUACACCUUCGAGCUGAGUGACGAAGGUCGUUAUGGAUUCCUGCUGCCUGAGUCUCAGAUCAAGCCAACUUGUGAGGAGACCAUGCUGGCUGUCAAAUACAUUGCUAACCAUGUACUCAACAACAGAUUGAAGCAUCUAAUAAAAGCUUGACUGUGGCUGUGCAUUCUGUGACAUCAGUUAACUGCACAUCUCAAAAUGCCAUGAUAAGUAAAGCAA
Molecule: messenger RNA, 858 nt
Organism: Carassius gibelio (silver crucian carp)
Lineage: Eukaryota; Metazoa; Chordata; Actinopteri; Cypriniformes; Cyprinidae
Product: carboxypeptidase B-like
Exons: 6
Coding region: 1-792 (263 amino acids)
Biological process (GO): proteolysis
Molecular function (GO): metallocarboxypeptidase activity; zinc ion binding
Source: RefSeq, a predicted model, not a curated record